This is a messenger RNA of Eucalyptus grandis, 468 nucleotides long. Its product is annotated as probable glutamate carboxypeptidase LAMP1. NCBI's taxonomy places the organism in Eukaryota, Viridiplantae, Streptophyta, Magnoliopsida, Myrtales, Myrtaceae. The record is from RefSeq and is a predicted model, not a curated record. The transcript has 2 exons. Gene Ontology annotation, molecular function: carboxypeptidase activity. Bases 37 to 357 code for a protein of 106 amino acids.
AGCAAAAGCUGGUAAUCAAUAUGGAAAGAGUACCAUAUGAGAGUAAGGGAGCUGAAUGACAGACUAAUGAUGGCAGAAAGAGCAUUUGCAGACCCUGAUGGACUUUUUGGAAGGUCGUGGUAUAAGCAUUUGAUUUAUGGCCCUUCAAAGCAUAAUGAUUAUGGAAGUAAAUCCUUCCCUGGAAUAGAUGAUGCUAUUGAGGAAGCAAAGAAACUCAGCACAUCAGACUCAUGGCAUUCUGUACAACAUGAGAUAUGGAGAGUCUCUAGGGCUGUCAAGCACAUGCCUCACAAGUGCUCAGUGGCAAACUCACAUAAUAAAGCAAAGUCUUUCAUGUACUCCAUAAACUUUUCAUAAAGUAGGAUAGGCAGUUUUAGUGAAGUCCAAACUGUGAUGGUGGUCUUUAUCUAAUGACCACCAGUACAACUCUUAAUCAAAAGAAACCAUUGUUCUUGCGAUGACUUACUC